ACGUCAAUUUCUCCCCUAUAAAACCGCAUCAAUUCCACAAUCCUCUCACAAAACAAAAAACUCACUUCCCCUCACAUAAACGAAUCCAAUUCCCUUCCCCUUCAGAAAAAAAUGUCAUCUCAAAUAACUCAAAACCACCGUGAAAAUGCAGAAGUUUGCACCGAUCCAACAAUCUGCAAGCAAAACUCCCUACAACUUCUGGAACAAAUCAACAUGCCAAAAGGUCUUCUACCAUUAGAUGAUUUAAUCGAAAUAGGUCACAAUAAACAAACCGGGUUCGUUUGGCUUAAACAAAAAAAGCCAAAAGAACACCGGUUCAAGAAAAUAGGAAAACUUGUUUGGUACGAUGAUGAAGUAACUGGUUUUCUUGAAAAUCGAAGGAUGAAGAAAUUAACUGGGGUUAAAAGUAAGGAGAUUUUGAUCUGGGUUACAAUUUCUGACAUUUCUAUUCAAGACCCUGAAGUUCAGAAAAUUACAUUUGCUACCCCUGCUGGAAUUUCUAAGGCUUUUCCGGUGUCUGCAUUUGAGGAGUGAGGGGGAUUGGUGGUGAGUAUUUUGGGGCGUAUUAUUAAUAAUUUAAGUGUGAAAAAAGUUGAAAUUGAAGGAGCAAAGGGAACUUUGAGUUUAACUUGUGAUGCUAACCAAUACGAAGUCAUUGUGAGAUCAAGGAAAGCAUUGAAAAGGAAGGGAGGAAAGAAAAAUGAGAAAGAAGAUGUCUCACCACCGGCGAUAGUUAUGGCGAGCAUCGUGUUGUCGACUUUAAGGGCGACGAAUUUAAAAGAAAAA
Capsicum annuum is the source of this 786-nucleotide messenger RNA. RefSeq lists its product as uncharacterized. The transcript is spliced from 2 exons. Bases 112 to 534 code for a protein of 140 amino acids. Lineage: Eukaryota; Viridiplantae; Streptophyta; Magnoliopsida; Solanales; Solanaceae. The record is from RefSeq and is a predicted model, not a curated record.